AUGUCAAAUCCCGCUGUGUUAGCUGCCGCUGCUGCCUCUCAACCCAACAUGAGCGCUGUGAACUCGUCCAAUAACUCGGUGGUCGGAUUGCACUAUAAGAUCGGUAAGAAGAUCGGCGAAGGUUCGUUUGGUGUUCUUUUCGAGGGCUCCAACAUCAUUAAUGGAGUUGCUGUGGCCAUCAAGUUUGAGCCUCGUAAGACCGAGGCCCCCCAGUUGAGAGACGAGUAUAGAACCUAUAAACACUUGCAAGGCUGUGAGGGCAUUCCAAAUGCUUACUAUUUCGGCCAGGAAGGGUUGCAUUCCAUUCUUGUCAUUGAUCUCUUGGGUCCUUCCUUGGAGGACUUGUUUGACUGGUGUGGUCGUCGUUUUUCCGUCAAAACAGUGGUCCAGGUGGCCAUCCAGAUGAUCAACUUGAUCGAAGAAGUGCACCGCCACGACCUCAUCUACAGAGAUAUCAAGCCCGAUAACUUUUUAAUCGGCAGACAGGGCUUCCCAGAUGAAAACAAGGUUCAUCUCAUCGAUUUCGGCAUGGCCAAACAAUACAGAGACCCCAGAACCAAGCAGCACAUUCCUUACAGAGAAAAGAAGUCCUUGAGCGGCACCGCCCGUUACAUGUCUAUCAACACGCAUUUGGGCAGAGAGCAGCUGAGAAGAGAUGACUUGGAGGCUCUUGGUCAUGUUUUCUUCUACUUUUUGCGUGGCCAGUUGCCAUGGCAAGGAUUGAAGGCUCCAACCAACAAACAAAAGUACGAGAAGAUCGGUGACAAGAAGAGAACCACUUCAGCAACGCUCUUGUGCGACGGCUUGCCUCGCCAGUUUGCUGAGUACUUGGACGCCGUGAGAUCAUUGCCCUUUGAGGCUGAUCCCGCCUACGAGGAAUACAGAAUGUUGUUACUUUCCGUGUUGGACGACAUGAAUACUCAUUGCGAUGGCAAUUUCGACUGGAUGAACCUUAACGGAGGUAAGGGUUGGGACGCUUCCAUUAAUAAGAAACCAAACUUGCACGGAUACGGCCACCCUAACCCACCAAACGAACGUGACAGACGUCACCGUGACCAGCGCAGAAACAGACCACAUCACGGCCAGGCCGCUGGCCAGAUUCCAAGUUCUGCCGCCAACAAUAACUUGAGCAAUAACGUUGGUCAAACCGGCCAGCUGCAACAGCAGUUGUCAGCAGCCCAGACACACCAACAAAAAUUGCAACAUCUCAUCAACAGACCAUUGCCACCAAUCAAACAAGAAACGCCUGCCCGUUCGAACAUGGCUAUCAACAUGCAAGGCUCCGAUGUGGCCAACGGUCAAGGCAACUUCAAAAACUCGCAUUCAAACUACGUCAACGGCCAGAAUGGCUACCAGUAUGAGCAACAGCAGCAUGUCUCCGAGGAGGAAAACAAAGGAUUCUGGUCUAAGUUGUGCUGCCACUGA
Molecule: messenger RNA, 1425 nt
Organism: Candidozyma haemuli
Lineage: Eukaryota; Fungi; Ascomycota; Pichiomycetes; Serinales; Metschnikowiaceae
Gene: YCK2
Product: serine/threonine protein kinase
Exons: 1
Coding region: 1-1425 (474 amino acids)
Biological process (GO): signal transduction; endocytosis; peptidyl-serine phosphorylation
Cellular component (GO): cytoplasm; nucleus
Molecular function (GO): ATP binding; protein serine/threonine kinase activity
Source: RefSeq, a predicted model, not a curated record